Molecule: messenger RNA, 2392 nt
Organism: Xiphophorus hellerii (green swordtail)
Lineage: Eukaryota; Metazoa; Chordata; Actinopteri; Cyprinodontiformes; Poeciliidae
Product: cytochrome P450 2J2-like
Exons: 9
Coding region: 67-1563 (498 amino acids)
Biological process (GO): xenobiotic metabolic process
Cellular component (GO): intracellular membrane-bounded organelle; cytoplasm
Molecular function (GO): oxidoreductase activity, acting on paired donors, with incorporation or reduction of molecular oxygen, reduced flavin or flavoprotein as one donor, and incorporation of one atom of oxygen; iron ion binding; heme binding
Source: RefSeq, a predicted model, not a curated record
UCUUUUGUUUCAUUCAUAGCUCACCUCACAGAGCUGCACCUGUGUUAGCAGAGCACAGGUUGAACAAUGGACGCUUUAUACAGUCUCCUUGGCUUUGAGUGGCUGGACACCAGGAGUGUCUUGAUAUAUUUUUGUGUGUUUCUGCUGCUGAGCAAUAUCUUAAAGAACAUAAAACCAAAAAACUUUCCUCCAGGACCACAGGCUCUGCCAUUUAUUGGAGAUCUUCAUCGCAUCAACCCUGCCAGACUUCACCUGCAGUUCACAGAGUUUGCAGAAAAAUAUGGCAACAUUUUCAGUCUCCAUGUCUUUGGAAGAAGGACGGUGAUCGUUAACGGGUACAAACAUGUGAAAGAGGCACUUGUUGAAAAAGGAGAGGACUUCAUGGAUCGUCCCUCCAUUCCAUUGAUUUCUGAGCUUUUCAAGAACCAAGGCAUUGUGAUGUCUAAUGGUAAUCCAUGGAAAGUACAGAGGAGGUUCGCUCUUCAUACGCUGAGGAACUUUGGUCUGGGGAAGAAGACCAUGGAGCGAUACAUCCAGCAGGAGUGCCGGUAUCUCACUGAGGCGUUUGCUGAUCAGCAAGGCAAGGCGUUUAAUGCCCAGGCACUGAUCAACUACGCUGUGUCCAACAUCAUCUGCUGCUUGGUCUUCGGGAGUCGAUACGAAUACAACGACAAGCAGUACCAGACUAUCCUUCUUGACUUUAAUGAGCUUGUGAGCUUACAAGGAAGUUUUUUCAUACAGAUGUACAACACAAUCCCCUCAGUAAUGAAAUGGCUGCCAGGACCUCAUCAACAAGUCUUCAGUCUCAUGAAGAAGAUAACUAAGUUUAUAGAAAUUCGGAUCAAAGAACACAGAGAGAACCUUGACCCGGCAUCUCCAAGAGACUACAUCGACUCCUUCCUCAUAGAGAUGGGAGAGAAAGAGGACAAAGAUUCUGGUUUUGAUCUCGUCAACUUGAGUUCUUGCACUCUGGAUCUGUUUAUUGCUGGAAGUGAAACUACAACCACCACGUUGCACUGGGGGCUGCUGUACAUGAUCUACUACCCUGAGAUUCAAGAGCGCGUCCAGGCUGAGAUAGACGCCGUGAUCGGUCCAUCCAGACAACCCGCGGUGACCGACAGAGAGAACAUGCCUUACACUGACGCCGUCAUCCACGAGAUACAGAGGAAGGGAAACAUCAUCCCACUGAAUGUGGCCCGCACGACAACUAAAGACACCACCCUGGAUAAAUACUCUAUUCCAAAGGGAACCUUGGUCAUGGCGACGCUUCACUCUGUCCUCCAUGAUGAGUCCAUGUGGGAGACUCCACACUCCUUCAACCCUCAGCACUUCCUGGACCAGGACGGUAAAUUUAGGAAGAGAGAAGCCUUCAUGCCUUUUUCUGCAGGUAAACGUGUGUGUCUCGGGGAGCAGCUGGCCAGGAUGGAGCUGUUCCUCUUCUUCACCUCCCUCCUCCAGAGGUUUAAGUUCUCGCCUCCUCCAGGAGAGAAGCCCAGUCUGGAGUACAAACUGGGAGGAACUCAUUGUCCCAAACCUUACCGCCUCUGUGUCGCACAACGUUAAGCCAACAGAAGUGUUGACAGAACCUCCUGCAUCCAUUACACUGUCUCUGAAAUCAAAGAUCUCAGUGGCAGCUGUGUCUUAAAUCCUAUUUCUAUUGCAGCUAUUAAGAUAUCAAAACUUUAAUCUGCUGCUUUUGUGAAAGUUAGACUAUAAGUCCAUAAAACUGAAUGAUUGUUGAGACUUUUCGAAUAAAUUGUGUAGCAAUAUGUUUGUGUAAAUUGUUGAAAUUGACAGUGUGAACUAAAUGGCCAUAUUUUUAUUGUAAAAGGCAUUUAAGCUUUCUGUGGAACCUCGUGUGUUGCUUGAAUUUGUUCAACAAAUGACAAAAUGACAAACCUGCUGGUGGGGAAUUGAUCAAAAUGAAACCUUCCUUUGAAAACUAUUUCUGGAUGACAAGCCUAAUUAGAAAACACACAGACAAGAUAACUAAAUAUGUAAAAUGGAAAUGAACAGAUACAAAGCAUCUUUUUGGUCAAUAUUUACAUUGGAGCAUGAUAGUGGCCUUUACUGCAUUCAUAGACGUUUAGAUAAAGUUGUUAAAUCUCGAUGAAUAUGUGACUGUUUAGCAUAAUAUGACAGCUGCUGACUGAGAACAGGAAUGACUUUUAUUUAAAGAAUCCAUUCUGCUAACGUCUAAGAUAUGUCAUUGUCAGUGUCAGGGAUGCCUCAUAUUAUGUAAUCAUGCAUCUUACCUGUUUAAAUCAGUUUCUGUUGGCUAUGAUUCAUGUCUGCUCAGAGAUUUAAUGUUUUUAAUGUAAUGUCCACUUCCUUAAAAAGAAGCAUGUUAUGUAUUUACAUGAGAUAUAAUAAAUUACACAAAUGACCAACA